AUGGGUAAAAUCCCUACUGUGAUGGCGCUUAGAAGCAGGAAUAUUCAGAUUGAGGAUCCCUCGUGCACGCUUUGUCAUUACGGGGAUGAGACAGUCGAUCACCUUUUUACGUCUUGCUCGUUGGCGGUCAGAUUAUGGUCGUUAAUUAGGUACUGGUGCAACACUCCUAUCUUCUUGGUUUUCUCCUUUAGAGACCUGCUGGAGUGGCAUAACCAUUUGGGGAAGUCGGGUCGGGCUAAAGAGGCGAUUAAAGGCAUUAUUAUCGUGGCUUGUUGGAGCUUAUGGAAUGCUAGGAACGAAAAGAGGUUCUUGAACUUAUCGGCUAGAGUUGAAAACUUUUUUAGUCAAGUCAAAGCUGUCAGUUUCCUGUGGUUCGUUAAUAGAUCGAGUCACAAAGAUGUUACGUGGGAUGAUUGGUGUAAAUUUGUGAAUAUGUAG
Molecule: messenger RNA, 438 nt
Organism: Helianthus annuus (common sunflower)
Lineage: Eukaryota; Viridiplantae; Streptophyta; Magnoliopsida; Asterales; Asteraceae
Exons: 1
Coding region: 1-438 (145 amino acids)
Source: RefSeq, a predicted model, not a curated record